CCAAAUGUAGUAAUAUGUUCCUAUAAAUACACCAUUGGUUGAGAAGGAAAUUCACCAUUCACAUAUUUAUUAAUUAAAGUAGCAUUACACAAUAUGGCUGGAGCACGUCUUAACUUUGCAUUUUACUUUGUUGUUGUCCUAGCUGCAACUACUGUUACUAUGUCUCGUUCACCAAAGCUGCAAGCAAUGGGUGCGCGCGACAUGUCAGUUGAUAUUGUGGCCAUUGAACAAAAAUUAAUUCCGGUUGGUGAUAUAGUAACUUGCUUGAAAAGAUGCUACGUGCAGAGUGAUUGCAAUGAUGGAUGGCUUUGUUCAGAUUGGGCGAACGAUGCAUUUGAUCAAGGUGGAAAGCAUUGCGACAAGUUUACUGCUUCUAGACAAGGAUAUUUCGUCAUGCUCACUCCUAGUACAACUAUAUUUAUCAAUGGUGUCAGAAGUCAGAAAGAAGAAGUGAAGGCUCACAGGUUUCAUCCUACUGAACCUUCUAGUCCCUCUUCUGAACAUUUCAACCCUUUAUUUCAGUUUUCUAAUCUUCUUGGUGAACCUUCCAACACUUCAUUUAUGCCUACUAAUCCUCUAACUGAACCUUUCAACACUUUUUAUCAGUCUACAUUUGAACCUUCCAAUCUUUAUAGUCGGUCUUCAACUCUUGAUUUUGAUGAUCUAAGUGAAGAAAAUUAA
Solanum stenotomum is the source of this 681-nucleotide messenger RNA. RefSeq lists its product as uncharacterized. The record is from RefSeq and is a predicted model, not a curated record. Lineage: Eukaryota; Viridiplantae; Streptophyta; Magnoliopsida; Solanales; Solanaceae. Bases 94 to 681 code for a protein of 195 amino acids. The transcript is spliced from 3 exons.